This is a messenger RNA of Salmo salar (Atlantic salmon), 1218 nucleotides long. It is a transcript of the gene mlrv, whose product is annotated as Myosin regulatory light chain 2, ventricular/cardiac muscle isoform. Gene Ontology annotation, molecular function: calcium ion binding. The record is from RefSeq and is a predicted model, not a curated record. Lineage: Eukaryota; Metazoa; Chordata; Actinopteri; Salmoniformes; Salmonidae.
UGCAUGUAGGCUACAUAAGGCCAGACAAAGCACUCUCCAUUGUUCAGUUGCAUUUUGGGAGUCCCAUUGUUCUGUUCAUCACCCAUCUCCUCCAGCUCCAGCUAUGGCCCCCAAGAAGGCAAAGAAGAAGUCAGCGGACUCUAACUCCAAUGUGUUUUCGAUUUUUGAGCAGUCUCAGAUCCAAGAGUUCAAGGAGGCCUUCACCAUCAUGGACCAGAACAGAGAUGGAUUCAUUGACAAAAAUGACCUGAGGGACACCUUUGCUGCACUGGGGCGACUCAACGUGAAGCAGGAGGAGAUAGAUGAGAUGCUGAAAGAGGCGUCCGGCCCCGUCAACUUCACCAUCUUCCUCACCAUGUUCGGAGAGAAGCUGAAAGGCGCUGAUCCAGAGGAGACUAUCCUCAAUGCUUUUAAAGUAUUUGACCCCGAAGGAAAAGGGGUCCUGAGGAAGGACUUUGUGACAGAGAUGCUGACGACACAAGCGGACAGGUUUUCUCCUGAAGAGAUGGAGCAGAUGUUUGCAGCCUUCCCACCAGACGUGGCAGGAAAUCUAGACUACAAAAACCUUGUGCACAUCAUCACACACGGAGAAGAGAAGGACCAGGAGUAACGAACUCACUGCUCCUCCAGCGUGUCUGUCAAAGUGAUGGGUGUUUUGACCAUAGAUUUGUAUUUCUAUCGGCUGAUCUAUGGUCAAAACACCUAUCGGCAGUCAUCUAUCAUCUCCAGGCUCCAUUCACGGUCCCGUGUGCUUUCCCCGCCCACUUACAUAAUCAGAUCAGGUGAAGCUCCACAGUGGAAGGGGAGAAAAAUGAACAGAGGGAAUCUCACUGGCCUCUACCUCCUACAAAAGGCUCAAGACACUUUUCAACUGGCCUCCUUUUGUGAUGCAUUACGUUUGCCGCUCAUCAGUAGUGGUUAAGUCAAGUGUUUUCCAAAACUGUCCUCGGUUCCCUAAGGGGUGCACGUUUUGAUUUUUGCCUGUAACACUACACAGCUGAUUCAAAUGACCAUGAGCGUGAUGAUUAGUUGAUUAUUUGAAUCAGCUGUGUAGUACUAGGGCAAAAAUCUAAACGUGCACCACUUGGGGUCCCGAGGACCGAGUUUGGGAAACGCUGCGUUAAGCCAAAUGUCAAGCCAAAUGUGUGUAAAUGGUUGAAUUCAGGCUACACAGCUAUUAUACAAUCUGAUCACUGUCCAAUAAAUCACUUUAACUCA